Molecule: messenger RNA, 503 nt
Organism: Gamsiella multidivaricata
Lineage: Eukaryota; Fungi; Mortierellomycota; Mortierellomycetes; Mortierellales; Mortierellaceae
Exons: 3
Coding region: 90-308 (72 amino acids)
Source: RefSeq, a predicted model, not a curated record
UCACCUCUGUCACGCUCACUGCGCCUGUCACGAUCGGUACGCUCGCGGUCCUCGCGGCUUCGGUCACCUCUUUCUCCUCGCUCACUACGAUGUCGGUCCUUGUCGCUUCUCUCGCUACGGUCACGAUCACUACGGUCAUGUCGAGAGCUGGAGGAACGAUGUCUGUCUCUGUCCCGUUCCCUUUCUCUGUCUCUGUCGCUUCCUUCUCCUCUGUGGCGACUGCUUCGACGAUCCGUUCCAUCAUGACCCUCAUAGUCGCGCUUUGCAGAGCCGCCCAUCGGAUUGGAAAGCUCUUCCGUGAGCUCUGAAAGGAAAGAGUUGGCUAACUCUGACGCUCGACCAGACAGUGGCUCGCUCUUGGAGUGAUGUGAUUGGUCCAUGCCGGCGUAAGGGGAUGUGAUGGAGGAAGGAUGGAAGCGGUACCAAGGCCUUUGCUUGGUCCCAUCGUUUUGUUGUUCGAGAACCGCUGAGAAAAUUUAGUGGCUUUGUCCGUGGAUGCAGCA